AUGCCCACACCAAACAUCCCAGAACGCGAUGUCCGCUCUUCCAAGCCCCGCACCCUCAUCCGCAUGAUUUCCACAAAGUUCACCCCGCGCACUGUCUCUGUACCCGCACUGCGCUCACCACCCGCUGCCCCCCGCAGCGCAUUCUCCAAGGAACAGCGCGACGCUGCCCUAAGAGAGCGCGGCCUCCUGCCCCCACUGCCCAAUAGAGACCUCAGCACCCAGGAGCGAGAACAGGACCGUCACAUCCCCAUCGUCGAAUUGGGACAGGAGGAGAGUCAUGGUCAUCAGCGCCAGGGCGAGGGCGAGGGCGAGCCGUCGGCGGCUGACCUAGUCAAAAAGGCAUGGGAGGCGAAAAACAGCCAGCCCCGCCUACCAGCAGCAGCAGCACCACCACCACCACCAGCAGCAGCAGCAGAAGGAGCGGCUGACGUCAACGAAGCAGCGGCGGAUCCGCGAACCAGCCUAGCAAUAAAAGCAGGACAGCGCGAAUCGGCAGAGUCGAAAAGGCUAAGCGACAGCGACAUGCUCCGCCCUUCUUCUCUUCUUGCCGAUCUCUCGGAUGAGAUCCAGGCGUUCAUGUUCCCUCUCCCGCCUUCCUUAAACACAAACACAAACACAAGCACAAGCACCGACAAGACAGAUGCAGAUGCGGAUGUCUCAGUCCCGCCGCCGUCUACCCCUGCGCCAAGACUACGGCCGCCCGCCUCCAAAGCAGACCCAGACCCAGACCACGAGACCGAUCCGUCCCUCCUCCGCGUGAACAACAGAGACUCAUGCGGCGGCGCGCCGACCGAAGAGUCCCACUCCGACGCGUCCAUAAUGACGCCCUCCCUCGACAGCACCACCCAGACCCUCUCCUCCUUCUCCCACCGCAGCUCCUCGGGCGUGUCCUCCGCCUCGUCGUCUGUGAAUAAAAAGGGAUGUUUGCAGGUCAGGAUGGCAGGUGAGGGGCAGUGUGACGAGGCGUUCUCGGGGGAUGAGUUGGGUGUGGUGAUUGAGGAGGAUAGUGUCCCGCCCUCGCCGUCUCUGCUGUCCAAAGCACUCCCUGCUGCGAAUAUCAAGUUCAAGCUAGACCCUGCCAUGGACAAGGACCGCGCAGAAAGGGAAACACACGCGGAUCAAGAUACCGCGCUUUUGUCUCCUGUCAAGGACUCGGCUGUGAAAGCGCCUCCGCAGUCGGUCGAGCGUAAGAAGAGCAUGAACCCGUUUAAGCGCGCGGCGACUAUGUCUGGUGCGCAUGGGAAGGACGAGAACGAGGAUACGACUGCGACGCCGGCGGGGACACAGACGCCGACGCCGACGCCGCGCAGGCGGAUAACGAUGGCUUCAACCUCCUUCGCAAGCCUCUCGAACCUCCGCCGGUCCGUCGUCGGCACGCUAACCAAAACGCCCGCCAGCGCACCGAUGAAGAGUCGGGGGAGCACUGUUGUUGAUGGGUUGCCUGGUAGUCCUACUAGUCCUACUCCUACGACGGCGAGGGCGAUGCAGAUGAGCGCAGGGAAGGGGGAAGGGAAGCCGAUCCCGCGCGUGCGUCAGCCGCAGCAGCUUGUGAUGUAUAAUCGCGGGAGCAUACUCCUUGAGACGGCGGGUAUUGAGGAUGAGGAGACGAGGAGGAUGACGGAGCUUGCGUUUUUGGGGUAG
Molecule: messenger RNA, 1641 nt
Organism: Psilocybe cubensis
Lineage: Eukaryota; Fungi; Basidiomycota; Agaricomycetes; Agaricales; Agrocybaceae
Exons: 2
Coding region: 1-1641 (546 amino acids)
Source: RefSeq, a predicted model, not a curated record